AUGCGUUGGUCUGUUGCAGAUUCUGCUGUUAUUGCGGUUGUUUCAUUUUAUCUAAUCCAAGCACCUUUCACAAAAGUUGAAGAAAGCUUCUCAAUACAAGCUAUAUAUGAUAUAUUGAAGUAUGGUGUUGUUGAUAUAUCUCAAUAUAAUCAUUUCAGUUUUCCUGGCGCAGUUCCAAGAUCAUUCGUUGGGCCAUUGAUCAUUGCCUGUUUAAGUAAACCAUUGGUUCUAGUAUCCGAAUAUAUUAGUAGAACCUCUAAACCAAUUACCGAUUUUGACACACAGUUAUUAGUUCGUUGUGUUAUUGGAUUAACUAAUGCUAUUUCUCUAAUUUAUUUAAAGAAUUCUGCCAUUAGAUGUUUAGAAUUAGAUAAGGAGAGAUUACAAGAAGAAGACAGGAAGAGAAAAGAGGAAUCCAGAAGUUUGAAAUCUAGAGUCCCAGAGGUGAAUUUAUACACUGUGGGUAAUUGGUUCCUUGCUUUCACUAUAUCUAGUUUCCAUCUGAUGUUUUAUUCAUCAAGACCAUUACCAAACUUCAUCAUGGCCUUUCCUCUAACAAAUAUUGUCUUUAGUUGGAUCUUAUUAGGUGAAUACAGAUAUGCUAUUGCUUUAUGUGCUAUUGUAGCAACUGUCUUUAGGAUUGAAGUAGCUGCGUUGGGCAUAGGUCUGACUUUGUUUUCGUUGACAUUUAAGAAGAUCACUGUUUUUAAUGCUUUGAAGUUUGGUAUUAUAGGUACUUUAACCGGUAUCACUAUCUCCUUAGUUAUUGAUUCUUACUUCUGGCAUGGAUAUUGUGUUCCUGAAAUAGACGCUUUUAUUUUUAAUGUUGUCGAAGGCCAAGCUUCAAAGUGGGGUGUAGAAUCUCCACUGGCAUACUUUACGCAUUAUUUGCGUUUAAUUUACAUUCCUCCAACUAUUCUACUGUUGUGUAUUUUAGGUUACAGUGUUGCUCCUUCUCCUUUAAGAAUCACAUUUCUAACAUCCUUAUUCCACAUUUUAGCUCUUUCUUUACAACCACAUAAGGAAUGGAGAUUUAUUGUAUAUUCAUUACCAAUGAUUACUCUCGCAGGUAGUGUCGCCGCUGCAUACUUAUGGGAAAAUAUUAAUAUGAAUACUACAUUUAAGAUGGGGUUAAUUUCUUUACUACCAUUAUCACCAAUCAUCUCUGGUACCGCUUCUUUAAUUUUCCUGUUUAUUUCUAAACUGAAUUAUCCAGGUGGUAAUGCCUUAGUUCAAUUUAAUGAAAUGAUUGUUAACAAUAACAUUACUAAUGUGACAGUGCAUAUGUGUGUACCUGCUAAAAUGACUGGUAUCACAUUGUUUGGUGAAUUGAAUCCUGAUGUCUAUGGAGUAGUAUAUGACGCAAGUGAGGACACUCAAAUAUUAAGAGAGAAAUGGUCUUCAUUUGAUUAUUUAAUCUCUGCAGAACCAGAAGCAUCAUAUUUGCCUUUUGAAAAAAAACCAGAAAACAAUUGGGAAUUAAUCAACACAGCAUCCAUGUUUGGUGGUAUUAAUACCGAAUUUUUAGUAGACUUUUUUGUAAGUGGAAAUCAAACUGCCUAUUCAAUAUGUAAAGAUAUGUUAUUUAAUGGUUCCGUCACAGAUAACUUAAACAAUUUCUUGGAUAGUGCUGUGAGACAUGACAAUGUACUAUUUAUCUAUAAAAGAAUUGGCUAUGACAUAGAAGAAGAAGAUAAAGGAACAAAUUAA
Messenger RNA from Tetrapisispora phaffii CBS 4417, 1710 nucleotides. RefSeq names its product dolichyl-P-Man:Man(7)GlcNAc(2)-PP-dolichol alpha-1,6-mannosyltransferase (gene ALG12). Gene Ontology annotation, cellular component: endoplasmic reticulum membrane. NCBI's taxonomy places the organism in Eukaryota, Fungi, Ascomycota, Saccharomycetes, Saccharomycetales, Saccharomycetaceae. Gene Ontology annotation, molecular function: alpha-1,6-mannosyltransferase activity. The record is from RefSeq and is a predicted model, not a curated record. The transcript has a single exon. Bases 1 to 1710 code for a protein of 569 amino acids. Gene Ontology annotation, biological process: protein N-linked glycosylation.